Messenger RNA from Clarias gariepinus (North African catfish), 2015 nucleotides. RefSeq lists its product as uncharacterized. The record is from RefSeq and is a predicted model, not a curated record. The coding region runs from base 124 to 1845 and encodes 573 amino acids. The transcript has 18 exons. NCBI's taxonomy places the organism in Eukaryota, Metazoa, Chordata, Actinopteri, Siluriformes, Clariidae.
UACACGGAUUGGGACGCAGCUUCCGUUCAGACCGAGCACACUGCUAGCUUAAAAGGACACGACUACAGCGGGAGUUAAAAAAAAAAAAAAAAAACACCAGUAUCGCUAAAUUAAAGCUGUGGGAUGAAGACUACUGCGGAGGAAGUGUGUGACAGCAGUGCAAUGGCGGAGAACAGUGAAGAGAGAGAAUCAUCGCCGGUGAGUUACAGAGGAGCGCGGAUACAGCACGAGCAGCCCUGGAAGAGGAGCUUUAUUUAUCUACAGUGCUAUUUUUUAACAGUGGCAACUAUUCUGGGAACUGGAAUUUUAGGACUACCAGUGACGAUUGCUCGUUCUGGACCCAUUCCCUUCUUGGUCUCAUUCCUCAUUGGUUUUUUUAUGCAGGCUUUGCUCAUCUACCUCUUUGUGGAUUUGCUCCAGCGAUGUCGAGUCGCUCAGUUGGAGUCAGUAAAGCCUCUAGAGCCGGAACGAAUAUUAAUGCAGAACGUGAGCCCACUGGAAUCUCCUGUUUCAGACAAUGAGGACAUAGAAGAGAUGGAGGAUAUAGAAGAUGCAGACACAGGGCUGCUGCAAAAGGACAAGACAGUAAUAAAGCUUCAAGAGGAACUUCAUCCGAACCUGCAUUCUCUUGGAGUUCUCUUCCUGAGCAAACGCAGCAACCAGGCCUUCAGCUUUAUUCUGUUUUUUCAUUUUGUCGCCAUUGGAAUAAGUUAUGUUUUGGCAGGGAGUGAAGCGUACGCUGCACUUUUUCAUACAAGUCACAUCUACAUUAUUCCUGCCUUUACAUGGACACUUUCACUGGGUAUCCUCCUGGCCCAGGUUAUCAUCCAGCCAAUCAUGUCACUGCUCACUCUCCUCAAAGGGAUCCUGCUGAUUAUUACUGUGGUGGUGACAUUUGUUGUGGGUUCAGAGGUUCACCAGGAGACCAAGAAUGACUUCACUCAGAUCGGAAAACCUUUCCUGAUGGGAACCGUUGCUCUCGGGGGAAUUGUCAACAUCAUGCCAUUCCUGUUUUCUGAGAUUUACCACAACAAAACACAGGUCUUAUGGUUCAGAAGAUCUGUACUAGGGGGACUUGCUACCUGCACAAUCCUAAAUAUAUUAUGGUGCUGGGCAGUGGUAGAGAUCGUUCCCCAGAUGGCUGUCGAGCCCGUCCUGGAGGAGAGGCUCUUAAAUACCAGCUUGGUCCGGAUGGAGACCACUCGACCUGCACACACAUUUAUCUACUCCAACAUCUCCCUGGAGGAGUCUGAAAAGGCUGGAGAGAUUGCAACAAUACCUCUAACAAAGAUCAUAAAUCAGAGGUACACACACUUCUCGUGGGUGGCAGAGCUGAUCCAGAUCUUCAUCACCAUCAGUAUAACCGUGUCAUUCCUUGUAAUGGGCUCAGCAAUGAAGCAUACAAUCGACGGCUGGGUAAACAGGCAGUGGGAGACGAAUGCGGACGCGGUUCUGAGAAUCCAGAGAUGGACUUUACCUCAAAUCUUUCACACUGUCAAAAUGAGAAGUGUUUCAGGUGGCUUCUUGUCUUCUCUGGUGUUUGGGAUUAUUUUUGUAGUGUCGAUGUGUGAUCCAAAGGGUUUUGUCAUUAUGCUGGACAAGGUCGUCUCUUUCUCCCUAAACACUGAAGUAGGCUUGUUCAUCUUCUUGAUGCUGAGGACCUCCAGAUCAGAACGGUUUAAGUAUAUGACGAUUCCCCUGCCAGUGGGUGAAAGUCUCUUCAGGCUCCACUGGCUCUUGCCAGUCUACUUUCUCUUCGCCGUGGCAUAUGAUCUAUGUCUGAGCAUGCUGGACAUAUCGAAGGACAUGUAUCAUUCUGUACAAAGCAACAGGUCUCUUGUGUAAAACGCCGGUGUCUGAAGAACCACAAAGUUUUGUACAGAGACCACUGCAGUCUGCUUGAUGAGUGGAUUGGGAUCUCUGGUCUUCAGCUGGUUAGACACAUCAUGGCUAGACAUAUUUGUAUAUGGUUACAAGCUAAAAUAAACUAAGCUCAACCACAGCCUACAGGAGAA